This is a messenger RNA of Cicer arietinum (chickpea), 1120 nucleotides long. RefSeq lists its product as uncharacterized. The record is from RefSeq and is a predicted model, not a curated record. NCBI's taxonomy places the organism in Eukaryota, Viridiplantae, Streptophyta, Magnoliopsida, Fabales, Fabaceae.
UACAAGAUAUUAAUUUGCACUAAUCUGAUACAAACUUCGCCACACUUCUCAACAUUGUUAAAAGAGUUGUUCAGGAACAAUGUUGGUGGCUUGAACCCCCAUUUAGAAUAUAGUUUGUUCUUUACCUACAAAGUAAUCACACAAAAUGGAUGAGAAAUGCAAGCAAGCAGGGCCUAACCUCAUUCUCUUGGUAGUUACAUUUUAUAUAUUAGUCAUUCACCUCAUAAACAACCUACUGGAAACAAGCUAAUGAAUUUUGCAAGUAUUUAAGCAAUUCUACUUCUAAGGAGCCAAUAUGAACAUCAAAGCUCUUUCAAGUUCAGAUGUAUUAGCAUCAGAGGGAGAAAUACACAAUAUGAAGAGAAUCAAUCUUUUAAAUUUAGUAACCCUGGUUCUGACAUUUUUGGCGUUUGUGUCGAAAAUGGAAAGCCAGAGAAGGCCGCAAGAUAUUCAUUUUCCACAACGUUCUCUUCAUCCGCUUUGUGCACCCCAAUUCGCACUAGUAAGCAAUGCUUGCGGAAUGUUAUCUUUCACUCCAGGAUUACUGCCUUCUCCAAUCCUACCUCCACCCUCUCCUUCAUCCCCCGAUGACGAGGGACACAAGAGUGAUCACCACCACCACCACAGACACCGGCAUGGUCACCACAGCAGCACAGAAGAAGAUAACUGUUGCCGGUGGGCGAAAGAAAUGGACAGCCGAUGCGUGUGUGAGAUUUUAGUUAGGUUGCCACCCUUCCUCACAAGACCUUUGCAUCAGUACUCAGUUGUCAUUGGAGAAUCUUGUGUAAUCACUUACUCGUGUGGGGGACCAAUAUAAUGGGGCAAACAUUACAAAUUGUGAUGCCAACAAAAGUUGAAAAGAAUCUGAUGUUGUGUGUUUGGUACUAUGGGUUGAAGUUGUUUGUGGUUGUCGUUUCUGAUUCCUAGCCUUGUUAUUUAGCUGUUUGUUGAAUUGUUUGACUUUCCAAUUGUUGUUCGGUCAGAGGUUAGAAACAAAGUAAGCUAGCUGUUGCAUUCACAUGAACAAAAAACUAGUAUAUAGUUUAGGCUUUGUAGCAUGGUGGAAGUAUUUAUAUAUUAACAUGUUGAAUUCAUAUUUAAUAUGAAGUAUGGACAGAAC